AUGCAGGCCCUAAGAAAGGUCACGCGCGCCGUGUCUCCCAAAACCGCCCUCACAGCAACAGCAGCCCUCGUCGCUCUGUCAGGCACAGCAUACAGCAUAACGAUAUACAGGCGCCUCAGUAUCACCAGCCACUCGCUCAUCAAAACGACAGAGUCCGUAUCGGAGUCGUUGCGCAAAUCAGCCACUAUCCGCAGUCUUGUCAACCCCCGCGGCCACACGGCGGAGGAGGACUCACGCUCCAUAGAACUUGCCGUGCCGGACGGUGUGAAGCUCCCGUCAGAGGAGCUUCUCUUGUCGCAGUUCCUGAGGGGGUUUUUCGGCGGGCCCGUGUUUCUGCUUGAGAGGAUCGGGCUGCAGCUUCUGAAGAAGCAGCUUGUUGUUUUCGAUGGCAUGUUGCCUGUUGGUCUCGCGCCGAGCUCUGCGCCAGAGCAUGUGAACUCCAUGUCUGAGCUUCCUGCGUCCCUGCCGUCGUUGCAUUCCGUCUUGUGGGGUAUUCUCCAGGUCACGGAUCUGCGGGUCGGAGAGGACGGCGAGGGCAGCUCGAUUGAUUUCGUCUAUGGCUCGGAUAGGGGCGAGUUUGCGGGGUGUCAUCGCUUCACGGUGCGCAAGGAGACCGGAGCUCAGGGGGAGAGUGUGUUUGUGAGCAUGGAGUGUGUUACGUGUAAUCCUAAAGUGGACAAGCCUGUGUCGGGGCAGCUUUUGUCCUGGUUUCACCACCUUUACGCAAUGAUGUUGUUCAGAGAUGGGGUUGCCGAAGUCAAGGGUUUGUUGAGUUGA
Molecule: messenger RNA, 777 nt
Organism: Metarhizium brunneum ARSEF 3297
Lineage: Eukaryota; Fungi; Ascomycota; Sordariomycetes; Hypocreales; Clavicipitaceae
Source: RefSeq, a predicted model, not a curated record